Amblyraja radiata (thorny skate) is the source of this 14833-nucleotide messenger RNA. RefSeq names its product zinc finger homeobox 3b (gene zfhx3b). Gene Ontology annotation, molecular function: DNA-binding transcription factor activity, RNA polymerase II-specific; zinc ion binding; RNA polymerase II cis-regulatory region sequence-specific DNA binding. Lineage: Eukaryota; Metazoa; Chordata; Chondrichthyes; Rajiformes; Rajidae. Bases 548 to 11569 code for a protein of 3673 amino acids. Gene Ontology annotation, cellular component: nucleus. The transcript is spliced from 12 exons. Gene Ontology annotation, biological process: regulation of neuron differentiation; regulation of transcription by RNA polymerase II. The record is from RefSeq and is a predicted model, not a curated record.
UCACAAUUGUAAGGAUUCAUCAUCAAGCAAACACGACGUCAUCAUAUUAAGCAAAAAUACCAAUUGAGCAUGAGGGACAGGCGCAUUACAACCCAUCCAUGAGGAUCACCAAGCCAGAAUGGAAACAAUCCCUGCUCAAAUUGUCAUCUCAACACUCAGCUGCCUGCUGCAAAUUGCCACCAGUCUCCACAUCCAUUGAAUACUGUAAUAAUUCUAUGCUCAGCCAAAGAAUGAGACCAUGAAAGGCUACGUACAUUGUUGGUCCUGAUGUAGUCUCCUGUCAAAAGGGGGAACCGGAAGGACUCCAAUUCAUCCCGACCAAUGAUUGAGGUCCGAUUGAGUGCGAGAUCAUUCUAAAAUAAAGAAGGAACUGUCGCUGCACUUCAUUCUGGUGCCUCCUGCACACUGGUCCUCUCCCUCCUACUUCUGUGCCACUUCUUCAAGGAAUUGGAUUCGUAUUCAGUUACAAAAUCUACCAGCCACAGUUCCCACAACCAUAAGGCCCCUGCCAGACUGGAUGCAAUGAAACGCUCAUGUAGUCAACACCAUGGAAACCUGUGACUCCCCUACCAUCACUGGGCAAGAGGAUGGGUGUAGCACUUCCCAGCAUCAGGAAUGGACUGAAUCCAACCCCCAGGUCACUGAUAAAGUUGGUUCAAUGGAAUCUGCACAAGAGAACUGCAUCCCGUGUGAGAACCUAAGAUCAUCAUUCGACGAGUGCAGCUCAGAGACUGCUGCGGCGGCUGCUGUUCCACACGGCACGUUGUCCACCAAGGAGGUCAGCUGCAACGAGUGUUCAUCCUCAUUCUCAAGUUUACAAAAGUACAUGGAACACCAUUGCCCGAACUCGCACCCUCAGCUCCUCCAGGAGGAAAGUGACAGUGAAAUGAGCGAGGCAGAGGAGAGUGAUGUGGAGAACCUGGUUGGGGAGAUUGUCUACCAGCCAGAUGGCUCUGCCUACAUCGUCGAGAAUGUGAACCAGUUAAUGCAAAGCAUCCAACCUGGAGGGCCCAGUGGCAGUAGUGUCCUCCCAGCAUUGUUCAUGAACUCUAUGUCCAACGCUGGGAAUAAGCAAGGGGAGUCCACCUCCGCAGCAUCCGUCUCUGUCUAUCCACAGAUCAUCAACACUUUUCACAUAGCCUCAUCUUUUGGGAAGUGGUUUGGUUCUGACCAGGCAUUCCCAAAUACCUCAGCACUGACAGGCAUCAGUCCUGUCUUGCACACUUUCCGUGUUUUUGACGUGCGACACAAAAGCAACAAGGAUUACCUGAACAGUGAUGGCUCUGCCAAAAACUCUUGUGUAUCCAAAGAUGUCCCUAACAAUGUGGACUUGUCUAAGUUUGACAGUUUCGUGCUCUAUGGCAAACGAAAGCCGAUUUUAAUGUGUUUUUUGUGCAAGUUGUCUUUUGGAUAUGUGAGGUCAUUUGUAACGCAUGCUGUGCAUGACCACCGAAUGACCCUUAGUGAAGAGGAGCACAAGCUCUUAAGUAAUAAGAACGUGUCUGCUAUCAUCCAAGGGAUAGGCAAAGACAAGGAACCUCUUAUAAGCUUUCUGGAACCAAAAAACAAAACCUUUCAACACCCUUUAGUUUCCACAGCUAACCUCAUUGGCCCUGGUCAGAACUUCUACGGUACUUUCAGUGGAAUCCAUGUUGAUGGUGAUGAGGCUGUCCAGGCCGGUUUGGCUUUAUUCAAAGACUCUGAAGGUAGUACGAGUGCAACUGAGCAGCUUCAUCCAAUCCCACUGGCACAGAGUGCUCUGUUGAAUCUUGGAGGGUUGACCAGCUCAGCCCUAAAGACCCCAAUUACCUCAGUCCCUCUGGGCCACCUUGCUUCCGGUCCCACCAAAAUGUCAGAGAGCAAGGAUUUGGGGAUGGAAAUCGAGAAGAAAAAAGCCAGUGGAGAGUUUAGCGCUGACAGUUGCCUCAUGGAAAAGGCGGACUUUGCUGAACAAGCAGAGGAAGAUGAGGAGUGCAAAGACCUGUUCCCAAACGAGUCAGAUGAGGAUGACGAUGAGCCCCAGGAAGACCCUGAGGGUGAUGCAUGUAGCAACAAGGAACUCACUCUCUCAAACCAAAGCAUUUCUAAAUCUCCUUUAAUGCCUAAUGUGCUGAACCCUUCUCCGAGGGGCACCUCUUCUUCUUCUACUUCUUCCUUUGUUGUUUUCGAUGGUGCAAAUGGGAGGAAUGCAGUGAGCUUGUCAAACGACAGUGCAAGCGGUGACAGCUGUGUCGGUAAUGCUGAGAGUAAUAGGAUGGACUUUGUAGAUGAAAGUGCCAAUAAAGACAGUGCCACAGCUCCUGAACCAAAUGAACCUGUCGAUGGUGAGGAAGGAAACUAUGCCUCCCAUUACCCACAUGCCAGCAUUCCCUGUGACCUGGGGGGUGGGGAAUGCUCAUCCGGAAGCACCGUAGAGUGUCCGAAGUGCGACACGGUCCUGGGCUCCUCACGGUCCCUUGGUGGGCACAUGACCAUGAUGCAUUCUCGGAACUCGUGCAAGACCUUGAAGUGUCCAAAGUGCAACUGGCACUACAAGUACCAGCAGACGCUGGAGGCCCACAUGAAGGAAAAGCACCCAGAGUCCGGUGGCUCAUGUGGCUAUUGCAAAUCUGGGCAACCUCACCCUCGGUUAGCCCGGGGUGAGAGUUACACGUGUGGUUACAAGCCUUUCCGAUGUGAGGUAUGUAACUACUCCACUACAACCAAAGGCAAUCUCAGUAUUCAUAUGCAGUCCGACAAGCAUCUCAAUAACAUGCAGAACUUGCAAAACGGCGGAGGCGACCAGGUUUUCAGCCACAACGCUGGGGCAGCCGUGGCUGUGGCAGCCGCCGCCGCCGCCGCCGCCGCCAGCAUGAGCUCCUGCGGGGCCUCCUCGCCCACCAAACCAAAAACCAAACCCACUUGGAGGUGCGAGGUGUGCGACUACGAGACCAACGUGGCCAGGAACCUACGCAUUCACAUGACCAGCGAGAAGCACAUGCACAACAUGAUGCUGCUCCAGCAGAACAUGAACCAGAUCCAGCACAGCAGACACUUAGGCCUCAGCAACCUGGCACCUGCAGAGGCUGAGCUUUACCAGUACUACCUGGCCCAGAACAUGAACCUCCCAGGCCUGAAGCUGGAAAAUGCAACCGACACACAGUUUAUGCUGGGUGGAUUCCAACUGGACCCAACAAAUGCAGUAUCAGCACUUGCACCUGCACUAGUUGGCGGUGAGAUUCCUAUUGACAUGCGACUGGGAGGUGGGCAGCUGGUGUCAGAAGAACUCAUGAACCUCGGCGAAACGUUAACGACCACGAACGACCCUUCCUUGAAGCUUUUCCAGUGUGCCGUCUGCAACCGAUUCACCACGGACAACCUGGAGACACUCAGUCUGCACAUGAACAUUGAGCGACACCUUCCCGAGGAGGAGUGGAAAGCAUUCAUUGGCGAUUCCUACCAGUGUAAGCUCUGCCGUUACAACACCCAGCUCAAGGCCAACUUCCAGUUGCACUGUAAGACAGAUAAGCACGUGCAGAAAUAUCAGCUUGUGGCACACAUCAAAGAAGGAGGCAAGGCCAACGAGUGGCGACUCAAAUGUGUGGCCAUUGGGAACCCAGUGCACUUGAAAUGCAACGCAUGCGAUUACUACACCAAUAGUAUUGAGAAGUUGCGACUGCACACUGUCAGCUCAAGGCAUGAAGCCAGCUUGAAACUCUACAAGCACUUGCAGCAGCACGACAACACGGUGGAGACCGAGGCGUGUUACUACCAUUGUUCACUGUGCAGCUACUCGACCAAGGCAAAACUUAACCUGAUCCAGCACGUACGCUCCAUGAAACACCAACGCAGCGAGAGCCUACGCAAACUACAGCGGCUGCAGAAGGGUUUGCCAGAGGAUGAUGAUGACCUUGGGCAGAUCUUCACCAUUCGCAAGUGUCCUGCUGCUGAGACUGAAGAAACCAACGAAGAUAUGGAAGGGCUUAAUGAGCCCAUGCAGGAAGCAGAAGAUUCUACCAAAGACAAAGACAGUGGAAGCGAGAAGGAGCCCAGCAAAGAAACAGUAUCUGUAGGAGAUAAGGAACAACAGGACUCAGCAUCUACAAAACGAUCAUCACUACCUGAUAGCAUGGAAUCCCCUCUUUCUUCAAAAAGGCCUCGACCAUCAGAAGAACCAAGUCCAGAACAGAUGUAUCAAUGUCCGUACUGCAAGUAUAGCAACACUGACGUAAACCGCAUCAGGAUGCAUGUAUUAUCGCAGCAUUCCGUGCAGCCGAUGUUGCGCUGCCCUCUCUGUCAGGAUAUGCUCAACAACAAGAUCCACCUGCAGCUCCACCUGACUCACCUGCACAGCGUGGCUCCUGACUGUGUCGAAAAACUCAUCAUGGCGGUGACUACUCCGGAGAUGAUGAUGCCAAGCACCAUGUUUCUCUCUGCAAAUGUUCCAGAGAGAGAAUGCCACAUGCUCUUGCAGACUGCAACAAGCUCCAAUCCAGAAGAUCCUGCAAAACUACUUGAAACAUCAGAUGCACCUGAAAAGAGCAAUGUACCUUCGGAAAAUACAGAGCGUAGCAUGGAACCAAAGUCUUCUGUUGACCAGAGUUUAGUGAAGGAUGAUGCUGGGUUCCUGUGCUGGAAGAAAGGAUGUAACCAGUUAUUUAAGACUUCCACUGCACUUCAAGCCCAUUUCAAUGAGAUUCAUGCAAAACGGCCCCAGCUACCAGUCUCAGAUCGCCAUGUCUACAAAUACCGCUGUAAUCAGUGUAGCCUAGCCUUCAAGACCAUUGAGAAACUACAACUGCAUUCUCAGUAUCACGUUAUUAGAGCCGCCACCAUGUGCAGUUUGUGCCAGCGCAGCUUCCGUACGUUUCAAGCCCUGAAAAAGCACCUGGAGACCAGCCAUCUAGAACUGAGUGAGAGUGACAUCCAGCAGUUGUACAGUGGACUUGGAGUAAAUGGUGAUGUUAUGGUGCUGGGUGAUGCAGUUCUCAGUGAAGAUCAAGCCUUGGGGGCAGAUGAGGAUAAAGACGACGAAAGCGAUUCGGACGAGAAGCAAAGCCCUGUUGGAAGUGACUCUGGAUCUGUGCAAGAGGAUUCUGGCUCUGAGCCAAAACGGGCACUGCCCUUUAGGAAAGGCCCUAAUUUCACAAUGGAGAAAUUCCUGGAUCCCUCUCGACCUUACAAGUGCACAGUUUGCAAGGAGUCGUUUACACAAAAGAACAUCUUGCUUGUCCAUUAUAAUUCUGUGUCCCACCUGCACAAGUUGAAAAGAGCACUUCAGGAAUCAGCUACUGGUCAGCCUGAACCAACAAGCAGCCCAGAUAACAAGCCUUUUAAGUGCAACACAUGCAAUGUGGCCUAUAGCCAAAGCUCGACCCUAGAGAUCCAUAUGCGUUCAGUGUUGCACCAGACCAAAGCACGAGCAGCAAAGUUAGAAGCUGCCAGUAGCAGCACAGUGGGCAGUGGUACCAUUAGUAACAAUAAUAAUACUUUAGGCUCGUCAACAUCUAGUCCAAGUCCAAGUGGCAACAGCAAUGGUAAUACUGAUGUUGGUGUAAGUGGGAGUGGAUGUGGUGUUACAAAUAGUGCUACCUCUAGCUUUGGUUUAAUAAGUGGAAACCAGAUAAUAGCCGAUUCCUUUGGAACAUCUGCAGUCAGUAACUCUAUUGCGAGCAGCAUUACCACAUCUUUAGAACAAAGAGAUGCUAGCAAAAAGAAGAUAGUGGACAUGAUAACAUCUCGGCAACAAACGCAACAGCAACAGGCACAGUCGCUGGCACAAGCCCAAGCCCAAGCACAGGCCCAAGCACAGGCUCAGGUACAGGCCCAGGUACAGGCCCAGGUACAGGCCCAGGUACAGGCUCAACUACAGCAAGAACUUCAGCAAACGGCUCUCUUUCAGCCUCAACUCUUCAACCCAGCCUUGCUGCCACAUUUUCCCAUGACCACUGAGGCUCUUCUGCAACUCCAGCAACAACAGUUGCUCUUUCCUUUCUAUAUCCCAGGGACAGAAUUUCAGUUGAACCCAGAGAUCAGCAUCCCAGUGAGCAGUGCAGCAUUGACAAUGUCAACAAUGUCAAUGUCUGCAGCGAGCGCUUUGCUUGAAGAUGUCAAGCCCCAUACUCAGAGUCUGCAGCAGCAACUGCUUCAUCACGGGCAGCAGUCAUCUCUAGUGCAGCAGCAUGCAGCUUUCCUCCAACAAAGCCAACAGCUGGACAAGAAACCAAAAGCAACGAUGAAAGACAAAGACAGGGAUGGGCACAAAGACAAAGAAAACUCUGAAAGAUUUGAUGAAGGGUUAAUGCUCAAGGACAUUUCCUUGGAGGCACACAGAUCCAAAGAUAGGAAAGACCAAACCGCAGUGAAUGGUAACGACUCCUCCUUACCCCCUCCUCGUAUUCCCUCUGAUGCUCGCGGUAACGCCACCAAAGCCUUGCUGGAAAAUUUUGGGUUCGAACUUGUUAUUCAGUUCAACGAAAACAAACAAAAAGUCCAGAAGAAAAGUAAAAGCGGCCUGAGCGACGAUGUGGAUAAGUUGGAGUGCGACACUUGCAGCAAAUUAUUCUCAAACAUGUUAAUCCUAAAGAGCCACCAAGAGCACGUGCAUCAGCAGUUCUUACCGUUUGAAGAGCUCGAGCACUUUGCCAAACAGUACAGAGUGAACUAUGAUAAACUGUACCCCCUGAAGCCACAAACUCCUGAACCGCCGCCUCCACCACCACCGCCCCCACCCCCUCCACCUGCACCCGCACCAGCAUCUACUGCCCAGAAUCUUACCACCACCGCUGCCCCGCCGCACACGCCUCCUGCUAUUUCAACCCCACAGCCAUCUGUGUCAAUCUCUCAGCUCACCAUGCCAAUGGACCUGCCUAUCUUUUCACCUCUUUUGAUGCAGUCGCUGCCCUUGCAGUCUUUACCGCAGCAAAUUACCUCCCAGUUAACGCCUGUGGACCCCAUACCCACCGAUCUGGCUCAGCUCUACCAACAGCAGCUCAACCCCAAUCUACUUCAACAGCAGCAGAACAAACGGCCGCGGACUCGCAUAACGGACGAUCAGCUUAAAAUCCUCAGAGGGUAUUUUGACAUCAAUAAUUCCCCUAAUGAGGACCAAAUCAAAGAAAUGUCUGACAAGUCAGGGUUGCCACAGAAAGUGAUAAAGCACUGGUUCAGAAAUACUUUGUUCAAAGAACGACAGCGUAACAAAGACUCUCCGUACAAUUUCAACAACCCUCCUAUUACAUCACUUGAAGACAUUAAGGUGGAUUCAAAGCCAUCCUCACCAGAACCUUCAAGGGCUGAGUAUUACAGAAGCAACCGAUCGACUAGGACGAGAUUUACUGACUAUCAGCUGCGGGUCUUGCAGGAUUUCUUUGAUGCCAAUGCUUAUCCAAAAGAUGACGAAUUUGAGCAACUCUCAAAUUUGCUUAACCUCCCAACUCGCGUGAUAGUCGUUUGGUUUCAAAAUGCCCGGCAGAAGGCGCGCAAGAACUACGAGAAUCAGGGUGAUGGAAAGGAGGGUGAGCGCCGUGAGCUGUCAAAUGACCGCUACAUUCGCACAAGUAAUUUGAAUUACCAGUGUAAAAAAUGCAGUUUGGUCUUUCAACGUAUUUUUGACCUCAUUAAACACCAAAAAAAACUGUGCUACAAAGAUGAAGAUGACGACGGUCAGUACGACAGUCAGACAGAGGACUCCAUGGAUGCGAUGGAGAUGAUGGGGCCCUCUGCUUCAUCUUGUAGCACUCCUUUGACCUCAGCUGUCUGUGGUUCAUCAUCCGAGGCAACAGCAAAUGUACCUCCUGGCAAUCUGCCUCACACCUCAACUCAGAAAGAGGAAGGUUCGUCUAACCCGGAAUUUUCUGAGGAGAAACCAAAGCAGCCCGAAUCCCCUGAUACACAGCAGCAGCAGCAUUCACAAGAGAAUCUGUUACAACCAAAACCUGAGACACAGCAGCAGCAACAAGACCAGAAGCCACAAAUAACACAGCAGAUGGCCCCGCAGCUCCCGUCACCCCAGCAGUCCCAGCCACAAUGCUCCGUCUCGCAGGGCAUCACUAGCCCGUCUCAGCUUUCUCACAUCUCCUUAAAUCCACUUCACACUUCAACACCGCAGCAGCUUGGAAGCCUUCCUCCUCAAAUGGUUCACUACCAGUGUGACCAAUGCAAGCUGGCAUUUCCAACCUUUGACCUUUGGCAGGAGCAUCAGCAGCUCCACUUCUUGUCUGGGCAAAACCAAUUUGUCCAUCCUCAGUUUUUAGACCGCCCAAUCGAAAUGCCCUUCAUGCUCUUUGACCCCACCAAUCCUUUGCUUGCCAGUCAGCUACUUUCCGGAACUCUACCUCAGAUCCCAACUAGCUCUGCUUCUUCACCUUCGACGCCAAAUUCCGCUAUGAACACUUUGAAAAGAAAACUGGAAGAAAAGGCAAGUGUCAGUCCCGGGGACAAUGAUAGUGGAAACAAUGGGGACGAGCCUCAGAGAGAUAAACGCUUAAGGACCACCAUCACCCCAGAGCAAUUAGAGAUUCUCUACCAAAAAUAUCUGCUGGAUUCCAACCCAACACGAAAAAUGUUGGAUCAUAUUGCACAUGAAGUAGGUCUCAAAAAACGAGUAGUUCAAGUUUGGUUCCAGAACACACGUGCUCGAGAGAGAAAGGGCCAGUUUAGAGCAGUUGGGCCCGCACAGGCUCAUCGGCGCUGUCCAUUCUGUAGAGCCCUCUUCAAGGCUAAGACAGCACUCGAAGCCCACAUCCGAUCCCGUCACUGGCAUGAAGCUAAACGUGCUGGGUACAGCCUGAUCAUGUCUUCUGCUUUAUCAACUGAUAGCGAUGGAGGAAACAUAUUGAAGGUAGACCCAAUGGAUUGCUCCAGUUUUGCCCAGCUUUCAUCAAUAAAUAGCGACAGCCAGUGCGCCAGUCUGUCACCUGUGAACAAAAGUGGAGAAUUCUCACCCAAAGCUCUUCUUAGCCCGUCAUCUAUCAAAGUCGAGGGGCUUGAAGAAUUUGAUGGUCCUACAAUUUCCUCAGUCAAUUUGGGAUAUGACCAAACUAGGCUUGAUAAUGAUGAUUGUUCAUCAGUAAACACAGCUAUUACUGACACUACAACUGGAGAUGAAGCAAUUGCAGACAACGACAGUGCAACUGGGGCAAUGGCUGACUGUAAACAGGCCCUCUAUCAAACUGAGAGUCUUCAGAAGUUGAUGCAGUCAUCAAUGCAGGAAAAUGAAGACAGGAUUUCAUCGGGCUUGGUCAGUCCAUCGCCGAGUUAUAACGCUAGGGAAUUGGAAAAUGAAUGUACAAUUGAUUACAGUGAGACAUCAAGCCUUGCUGAUCCCUGUUCGCCCAGUCCUCAUGGAAGCAGCAUGUCGAGGCUCUCAGACGGGGAACGUCCAGGGCAAAAGCGCUUCCGCACCCAGAUGACAAAUCUCCAACUGAAACUGUUGAAAUCCUGCUUCAAUGAUUAUCGAACACCUACCAUGCUGGAGUGUGAGGUUUUGGGAAAUGAAAUAGGACUGCCAAAACGAGUUGUUCAAGUGUGGUUCCAGAAUGCUAGGGCUAAAGAGAAGAAAUCCAAACUGAAUAUGGCAAAACACUUUGGUAUUAAUCAGUCAAAUUAUGAAGGACCCAGAGCAGAAUGCACUUUGUGUGGCAUCAAGUAUAGUGCCCGGCUAUCUAUUCGAGACCAUAUCUUUUCUCAUCAACAUAUCUUCAAAGUGAAGGAGACCAUUGGAAGCCAGCUGGAUAAAGAAGUCGAGUACAUUGAUCCUGCCACUGUUCGUCGGCUAAUGGCUCAACAAGAACUAGACCGCAUUAAAAAAGCUAAUGAGGUUCUUGGUUUGGCGACACAGCAGCAAACACUUCAACAGCAGGGCUUGUUUGAUAAUCCACCAGUACAAGCUCUUAAUCUUCCUACUGCCUACCCAACCUUGCCAGGGAUUUCGCCUGUAUUACUGCCAGGUGUGGGCAGUCCUUCAUCUUUACCUGGCUUUACUUCAUCUAAUGCAGCUUUAACUUCUCCUAAAUCUAACCUUUUGGGCAUUCCUGCAUCAACUGUACCCUCCCCUGGCCUUCCAACCACUGGACUGCCAAGCAAGCAAGCUUCUGCAUUGACUUCCCAGGCCCCAACACAGGCUACUGCUACAGCUCCACGCCCAGCGUCGGCCACCCAGCAGCAACAACCCGAACAACGUAAAAGCAAAGAGAACGAGAGGGCAAAAGAAAAGGAGAAAGAUAAAACGGAUCCUGCGCCCACACCGAACAAGGAGAAAAACGACAACAGCACAGGCACGUCAGUGCCUCUUCCUGGCAUGGAGUAUGUGGUAGACCCAGCCCAGCUUCAGGCUCUGCAAAAUGCACUGGCUUCUGAUCCAACUGCCCUGCUCACCAGCCAGUUCUUGCCGUACUUUGUGCCGGGUUUUUCUCCAUAUUACGCCCCACAAAUUCCCGGAGCCCUUCAAGGAGGAUACCUACAGCCAAUGUAUGGGAUGGAGGGCCUCUUUCCUUACAACCCAGCUUUGUCCCAAGCUCUGAUGGGGCUGUCGCCAGGUUCUUUGCUGCAGCAAUAUCAGCAAUAUCAGCAGAGUCUACAAGAUGCCCUCCAGCAGCAGCAGAGGCAGUUGCAGCAGCAGCAACAGCAGCAGCAGCAACAGCUCCAGCAACAGUUGCAGCAACAGCUGCAGCAGCAGCAGCAACAGCAACAACAGCAACAGCAGCAACAGCAACAACAGCAACAACAGCAGCAUCAACAGCCAAAGCAGCAGCCUAAACCAAGCCAACUCCCCGCCCCACAACAAACAACUUCCCCAGAGAAAGAAUCCGCCAAAGAAUCUACCAAAACACAAGAGCAAGCCAGUGCGCCCAGAGAACCAUCCCUUCCAAAACCUGAAGAACGACACCAAACAGAAAGCAAAAGUACGGACUCGCUUGACCUGUUCAUUGUUCCAAAGGUGCAGUACAAGUUGGUCUGUCGCAAGUGUCAGAUGGUCUUCACUGAUGAAGAGACAGCCAUGAGCCACCUGCAGUCAAUAUGUUUCUUCGGUCAGUCUGUGAUAAAUCUGCAAGAGAUGGUGCUUCGUGUUCCCACCAGCACCUACCACUGCCUGGCCUGUGAUACUACACUGAGCGGGGAUGAAGCUCUAAGUCAACAUCUCGAGUCAACCUUGCACAAACACAGAACAAUCAAACGAGCAGCAAGAUACGCCAAAGAGCACGCUAGUUUAUUACCUCACUCAGCCUGCUUUCCCGAUCCUAACACCGCAUCUACCUCGCAGUCUGCCACCCACUCUAACGACAGGCCCUCCUCCAGCCUCUCCCCCCAUGCCUCCAUAAAAUCUUGGCCUAACAUUCUUUCCCGAGCCUCAGUCAGGAAGCCCUCUUCUUUACCUUCUCUCUCCUCAUCUUCAACAGUUACCUCAACUUCAUGCAGCACCUCAGGGGUUCAGACCUCUAUACCAACAGAUGGCUAUUCAGAUGAGUCUGACAGUGAGCUCAGCCAGAAGUCAGAUGGCCUGGAUUGCCCGCUGGAGGGUCCAGAUGAUCCCAGUUGCCGCAGAGACAGUAGUCUGACUAGUGUAGGAAUGGACACCUUCAGAUUGUAAGCUUGAAGAUGGACAAUAUGAUUAAUAAAAAAAUACAAAACAAUUUCAAAAAAGACUAACUGCAAUUCCAAAGCUUCUAACCAAAAAAAUAAAAUCUUUCAGGAUUGUUGUCUCAUAUUGAUAUGCUGGCAACAUCUAAACCUGUUACACUGGUUGCUAGAAGGUACUAUGGUUAGCUGAGCAAUGACAGAAACCAGAAAGCAAUGAACUGCCUCAAUUUAAUUACAGUGGUCUUUGAACCCGAAAACCCUUUAUUUCCCCAGUGCAAACAUGUCCUAAGUUGAUAGCACAGCAGAUGUCAGCAUGUACCUUAUGGGAUGACAAUCCACCAUUUACAGUUUAGAUUUCUUGCUAUGUAAGCAUUCGGAUACCAAUGGCUAGCUAAAAAAAUGUAAUGUCUUGUAUUCUCAGGUCAAUAGCUCACACCUUGUUCUGUUUUCUGAAUCAUAUUUUGCUUUUGUUUAUAUAUUUUUUCUGUUAUUAUUUUUUUUGUUCCAGGCGAUGAUUUUUUUUUUCUCCAAAACUGGCAGAAAGUAUUGAAAGAGUUGAAAAAUAUGAAACACAUCUUAACUGGGGAUUUACAAAGAAUAGCUCUUCUGCUGCAUAAUCUGAGGGAUAAUUGAGCACUCCCAUUGCCACCAAAACACAAGAGUGUUGAGGACUUGUAACUGAGAUAACAAUGAGUUUAAAAGAAAAAACUAACUUUCUGUAUUUAUGAUAGAUAUGAACAUUUUGGUGUUGAGUAGUUGUUGCAUUGGAAAUGACCUAAACAGUAUGGUAGAUUGAAAACCUUUGUGUACAUUAGCUUUUGUAUUGUCCAACAGAAAGCUCUUCAUUUUGAUGUUGUCUUGUUCAUUCCUGUAGGAUAGAUUGAAUCAAGUUACUGGUCUAUGCUUUUCUGUCGUAUUCCUUCCUUUCCCACCUUCCCCUUCCAACCUUGACACCUUCCUUAACGCUCACCUUCCUCUCUGAAGGUGGUUUGCUCUAGUUUUAUAGAAGGAAGAAAAAAAAAGUAAAUUUAAAGAUUUUUUGUGGAUAGGGUCCUUUUCAAUUUUUUUGUGAACCUUUAAGGAACAUAAUGAUUAUUUACCUGUGUCUGUAACCUUUGUGCACUUACCUCUCUGCUUUUGUAGAUGCUGUGGAAAAUUUUCCUAUGAAGCAGACAUUUGUUUUUUGUGUAGUGUGGCAGCAGUCUGUUUUUUUUUUUGGGGUGGGGGGGAGGGAGGGAGGAAAUUAAUUAUUUUUUUCUUUGACACAAGAGAAAAAAUUCUCGCGCUUUAACAAAAUCCAAAGACAUACACUUUCACCAUUGGUGCAUAAAGGUGAAAAGAGGCAUCUUUAUACUUGAGAAUUUGUUCUUCUGAUUUAAUAAAAAUUUAACAAAAAAGGAAUGGUAAUAUCCAGGUCACUGCCAUUGCUUCUUCUGCAAGCAAACGAGUGGCUGAUGACAAAACAAAUAAAAAUACCAAAAAAAACUUUUUACUUAAAGGUUUGUCCUUGUAUUGUGGAAUAAGUGCAGUGGUGGUUAGAAGACACUGCUCCUACCAAGGAUAUCAGAUAGUGAUCUUUUAAAAAAAAUGUCUUUGUUAUUUGGGCACUUGUUAUGUACAUCUCUGUAGUCACAUUAAUGUCAAAAAAAUUCAUUACUAGCAUAAAAAGGUCUGAACUCUUUUAAAAAAAAUCUUUUUUUGCUGCAAAUGUUGUAGUCACACAAUAGAUGCUUGCUUAUAUCUUGCUUUUUGCUAAGCUUUACUGGAAACAAAUAAAUCAGUUUUAGCCUCUGCUUUUUUGAUAUUCCUUUCUUCAUCUUUCUGUUGCAAAUGGAACAUUUUUAGACUGUGAAUACACCUUUCCAUGGUUCAGUUUGGUUGAUGCUUUUACUAGUCAAAAGCCAACAAAAAUUGCAGAACUCCAGUUCAUUCCAAACUAUCAACUUGGAGUUUGUUGCAGGGACUGAUACUUUGUUUUAAAAUCUUUUUUUUGUUUUAUUUUUGUUUGAAGUAGUCAAUAAGCUGUUGUACAUAUUCAUAAUCAGGCUUGUGCACAGUGCAAAAAUGAUUUUUUUGUAAUAAUAACAUGCAGAUAGUAUAACUCUUUGGUUUCAGAGAUAACAGAAGUUUAAAUUACAUUUAAAAGUAGGCCUAUUUUACAUAAAGAUAACGUUAAAAAGGAAAAUUCAAAUUCUUUUCUAAAUGAGGUUAAGAAAAAAAUAGCUCCCACAAGAUGAAAAAUUUUAUUCCAAGGUUGUACAGUUUUUGUUUUUUGUUUUGUUUUUUGAUGUGAUUCUAUGAAAUAUAUUCGGCAUUUAACUGUUAAUUUGUAUGUUAGUACGUUUCUGUAUCAUAUAUAAUUUCCCUCAUUAACUGUUAACAUUUUAACACUAGCAUUAUAUUUUAAAUACUGGUUUGUUUUAUGUUUUUUAUCUUUAUAUACUAUGACAUGGCCUCUUAAGGUGCAAUUUUCUGGUUUGUAUUUUCUUGGAACUCUGACCUUUGUUUCCAAAGUCUGUUCAGUAGCACUUGUACUCUACCAUUUACAAAGACUAAUAAUUGUGCGGGUCAGGCUACCCCAAGUUUUACAGUUAAACGUAGCAAGACGUACAGGUGAAAGGUGGACGGAACAUAUUUGCAUCUAAAGGCACCACCAGUACUGAAACACGGAGCUGGAAAAAAAGCACUGAGCAGUUUUUUGAAAAAAAAUUAUUUAACUAUAUAUGAAUGUGGCCAAAGCUUUAAGCAAUGAGAAUGGUGCCGCAUUGAAAGUGUCCAUUUUUUUGUGGCAUGGGAAAAAGAAUAAGACAAGAGAAGCAUUAACACAAGUCAGCAUACUUGAUGUAUCUAAGUUCUUGAACAAUAAAGAAGAUUAUUGUCGUUCUUGUGGAGAAACUGCCCACUGUGAACAACAUUGACUAUUACAUCUUGGGCAACUUUGGAAACAUUAACCCUGAGGUGAAAGAGGUAUCUCCAGCCUUGCAAUGUACAAAAAAAAGAGCAAGUUAAACCAAAAAUGAUGUUCUUGAUGUUUUUUCUAUAAUGUAGUCUUGUUAGUUUUUUUGUUACUGUAACAACGAAAAAAUUUCAACUGUACCAAAAUCAUGGAGACUAACAAACACAUGGAUUUCGAACUUUAAAAAUUUUGUCACAAACCUUGUUGUCAUAGUUAAGUUAAUUGUAGAUGGUAAUUGAAUAUACUCCUUUGAAAAUACUUCAUCAAGUAUGUUUCUUGCUCAUUGUGAUACAUUAAAAAAACCCAGUAUGAGCAACA